Messenger RNA from Adineta ricciae, 1626 nucleotides. The record is from the annotation of a GenBank genome assembly. NCBI's taxonomy places the organism in Eukaryota, Metazoa, Rotifera, Eurotatoria, Adinetida, Adinetidae.
AUGGAAGGUAAUAAUGAUCGACCCGAAGACCAUCUGGAUCCAUCGACUGAUGAAUUAUCUCCGUUGAAUACAAAACAAUUGACUCUAGAAGAUGAUAUAGAAAAAGAUCAACAACAACAACAUCAGUCAUCAUUAUUACUGACGCGAAAACGAUCAAACGUAACUGAUCAAGAGGUCAUCGAAUCAUUAGAACUGUUGCUAAACAGUGUUGUCGAAAUUCGUUGCAAUUCAAUUCCGUGCAAUUUUAUUUCGCCUUGGCAAGUGCAACCUCAGGUGACUAAAAAUUUAUCAGGAUUUAUAAUAAAAGACCGAUGGAUUCUAUCAAAUGCUCAUGGCGUUUCAAAUCAUUCUACUAUUCGUAUUCGAAAACACGGAUAUCCAAAAAAAUAUCCUGGACGUAUAUUACACAUUGCACAUGAAUGUGAUCUAGUUAUAUUGACUGUCGAUGACGAUCAAUUUUGGGACAAUGUAGAACCAUUAACGUUUAGCGAUAAAAUACCUCGAUUACAAGAAUCUAUAAUAGUUGUUGGUUAUCCAAUUGGUGGUGACAAUUUGUCGAUAACAAAGGGUGUCGUUUCAAGAGUUUGCAUGUCAACUUAUUCGCAUUCAUUAGAGAAAUUGCUAACAAUACAAAUCGAUGCCGCAAUCAAUUCUGGUAAUAGUGGUGGACCAGCUAUUCAAGAAAUAUUAAGCAGUAUCGAUCAAUUAAGUAAACAAGUUGUCGGUAUGUCAUUUCAAAUCAUCAAAAAAGCUCAAUCAAUUGGCUACAUUAUACCAGUCGUAGUAAUCAGACAUCUGCUAGAUGAUGUUGAAUUACACGGGAGAUAUACCGCUUUUCCUGAAGUAAGGUUUCGAUACCAAUUAAUGGAAAAUUCCUCAUAUCGAAAGUAUUUAAAACUAACCGAUGAUCAACAUGGUAUUUUAGUGACAUCGAUUGAACCGACAUCUGCUUUUAGCAAAAUAUUAAAGGAAGAUGAUGUCAUCAUAGCUAUAGAUGAUACGCCAAUUGCUGAUGAUGGUACAAUCUAUUUUCGUCGUGGCGAAAGACUCAGUUUUAUACAUUUGAUAAAGUCAAAAUUUGUUGGUGAUACAGUUACAUUGAGAAUUGUAAGACAAGGAGAAGAAAUAACAUUAACAAGUUCGCUUUGUUAUAUUCCCGCACUCGUUCCAUAUCAUUCUCAUGAUAAACGCCCAGAAUAUUUAAUUUAUGCUGGAAUUGUAUUCACAGUAUUAACUCGCUUUUAUCUGUAUGAGUGGGGUGAUAAUGACUGGGCUCAGAAAGCUCCAGAAAAUUUAGUUAACUUAGCAUGUAAUGGUAAAUUACAAGAACUAACUCAACAGAUCGUUAUUAUGGAUCAAAUACUUUCUGAUGAUGUUAAUCAUGGAAUUACUUCAGAUGCUAUAGAUGCUGUGUUAAAAACUGUGAAUGGUAUCAAAAUUAAGAAUAUUAAGCAUCUAGCAGAAUUAAUUGAUGAAAUAUCAAAUAAGGAAGAUAAUGGUUUUAUUCGAUUUGAAACAGAAUCCGAAGAAUUUAUUGUAAUUCAGUGUAAUGAAGCUAAACAAUCAGAAGAAAGAAUUUUAAAACAAAAUUCCAUAGCCCAUGCAAGAAGUGAACAUUUACGUUAA